AUGUGCCACACCAGCUGCUCCACAGGCUGCCAGGCUGCCUGCUGCACGCCCAGCCCCUGCCAGGCAUCCUGCUGUGUGCCUGUGAGCUGCCAGCCCACUCUGUGCAUGCCUGUGUGCUGCAGGCCCACUGUGUGCAUGCCCAUGAGCUGCAGACCCACUGUGUGUGUGCCUGUGAGCUACAAGCCUGCCAUGUGCAAGGCCCCCUCCUGCCAGUCCUCCAGGUGCUGCCAGCCCUCCUGCCCCACCCUGCUCUUCAGACCCGUCUCCUGUAGCACCCCUUCUUGCUGCUGACCACACAUCUCCUACCCAGC
This is a messenger RNA of Manis javanica (Malayan pangolin), 311 nucleotides long. NCBI's taxonomy places the organism in Eukaryota, Metazoa, Chordata, Mammalia, Pholidota, Manidae. The record is from RefSeq and is a predicted model, not a curated record.